ACUGCGCCGACACUUGUUGCCCGGUGGUGGGGGCGAGGCCGGGCGACUGGAAGCGGGGCAAGGCAAUGAGGUGCCUGGAAGUGUCAGAAAGAGGCCCAGCAGCUGGCUUCUUCCCAGUGUCAAUGGAGACCUUAGUUUUCAUGGACCUGGAGGCCACAGGCCUGCCCUUCUCCCAGCCCAAGAUCACUGAGAUCUGCCUGCUAGCGGUGCACAGGCACGCCCUGGAGAGGACUGAGUACAGCAACUCGUCCUCUCUCCCCAUCCUCCCACGCGUGGUAGACAAACUCUGCCUAUGCGUGAACCCCGGGAAGCCUUGCACUCCUGUGGCCAGCAGCAUCACUGGCCUGAGCAACGAGGUCCUGAGGAGCACCUGCAGACAGCGCUUCAAUGCCAGUCUCGUGGAUGCACUUCAGGCUUUCCUGAAGCGACAGCAGCCCCCGCUCUGCCUUGUGUCCCACAACGGCAAUCAAUUUGACUUCCCCCUGCUGCGGGCAGAGCUGGCCACCUUAGGCUUCUCUGGACUGGGGGACAUCUACUGUGCGGACAGCAUUGCGGCCAUGAAGGCCCUGGACAGGGCCCCAAACCCACAGCAUGCCGUCCUCCCCGAGACGGGGAAGAAGAGGAGCUACAGCCUGACCAACGUGUACUCCCGGUUUUAUGGCCGGCCCCCUCCGGACACCCACACCGCCGAAGGGGAUGUCCUGGCCAUGGUUAGCAUCUGCCAAUGGAGAGCCAGGCAGCUGCUGGAGUGGGUGGAUGCCAACGCCCAGCCCUUCAGUGGCAUCAAAGCCAUGUACGAGCCCAGGGCCAAGAUCUCCGGAUCGGGCUCACAGGGCGAAGCCGACUGGCUGCCUGAGACCGAUUCCACCGCAUGGAAAGACCCAAACCCAGCCCAUAGAAUGGGGGAGCCUAAGUCUGGGGCUCCCAGCUUCCCCCUCCCAGGAGGUUGGGCUGAGGGCAUCACCACCCUCACCUGCACCGAGACUCAUCGCUACCAACUGCCCUUACUAUCUGUCAUAAUAGCUGGCCUGGUUGUUGGGGCCGCAGUCAUUCUCUAUCUGCUGCUCCAUUAGGGCUUCCCUAGUCUCUCAAUGGGUCAAAGCCACAUUCCCAGGCUGUCACUGCUGGUUUCAGCUUCUCUCGCUCUCUC
Tachyglossus aculeatus (Australian echidna) is the source of this 1150-nucleotide messenger RNA. It is a transcript of the gene TREX1, whose product is annotated as three prime repair exonuclease 1. The transcript has 2 exons. Gene Ontology annotation, cellular component: cytoplasm. NCBI's taxonomy places the organism in Eukaryota, Metazoa, Chordata, Mammalia, Monotremata, Tachyglossidae. Bases 66 to 1073 code for a protein of 335 amino acids. The record is from RefSeq and is a predicted model, not a curated record. Gene Ontology annotation, molecular function: nucleic acid binding; 3'-5'-DNA exonuclease activity. Gene Ontology annotation, biological process: DNA catabolic process.